Messenger RNA from Electrophorus electricus (electric eel), 1737 nucleotides. It is a transcript of the gene irx1b, whose product is annotated as iroquois homeobox 1b. Gene Ontology annotation, cellular component: nucleus. Gene Ontology annotation, biological process: neuron differentiation; cell development; regulation of transcription by RNA polymerase II. Gene Ontology annotation, molecular function: DNA-binding transcription factor activity, RNA polymerase II-specific; RNA polymerase II cis-regulatory region sequence-specific DNA binding. Lineage: Eukaryota; Metazoa; Chordata; Actinopteri; Gymnotiformes; Gymnotidae. The record is from RefSeq and is a predicted model, not a curated record.
CGCAUCACCAGACGCCCGUGCAGGACGCGUUCCCACACUAACCGAGAUUUGCCGUGAUUUGUACAAUCGUUGUCACUACUGGAAUCCGUUUCUUCCGCAAGUUUUGUCUGAGCUCCCCGGGAAUUGGACAUGUCUUUCCCUCAGCUGGGCUACCCUCAGUUCCUCGGUGCGUCCCCAGAGGUAUACGGAGUCGAGAGAGCGAGCGUCAUGCCUACUUCACCAAGGGAAGGAAGCUCCGACAGCAGCACAAAUCCGCCAACGUCUGUGGCAGCUAUUACGCCAAUACUGGGCAUGUAUGCGAACCCGUGGAACGCGCAAAGCUACAGCGCCUUCUUACCGUACAACAGCACUGAACUGGCCCUGCUGUCCCAGAUGGGCUCACAAUACGAGCUAAAGGAUAACCCUGGGGCUCACACACCAGGAUUCACGGUCCAUACCGCUCCUGGCUUCUAUCCGUAUCAGUACGGAGAUCCCGCGCGGGCCAAAAGCGCGACUAGAGAGACCACGAGCACACUUAAAGCGUGGCUGCAGGAACACAAGAAGAACCCUUACCCUACCAAAGGCGAAAAGAUCAUGCUGGCCAUUAUAACCAAAAUGACCCUGACACAGGUGUCCACCUGGUUCGCCAAUGCUCGCCGGAGACUCAAAAAGGAGAACAAGGUGACCUGGGGGCGCAGUGCCGAGGACAGAGACGGGAGGAUAUUCGACAGCGACAACGAGGAGGACGUGGAUAAGAACGAGGACGAGGAGGAAAUCGAUUUAGAAACAAUUGAUAUUGACCAGAUAGACGAAAGUGGCGCUGAGCUAAAUAAGGAGAUGAAUGGGGCUAAGGUGGACGAGCAAACCGACAGGGAAAACGCGGAAACUCCACGGACGUUAUCCUCGCCUGCACUAACGAACACAACCAGUACGGUUUCGGUUAAUAAAGACCACAGCGUUGGCAAAAGUGGCGGAGAGGGUUCACCCAGCGGGCCCGCGUGUCAAAGGCCUGUAAACAGUAAGCCAAAAAUAUGGUCAUUAGCAGAAACAGCGACAAGUCCCGAUAACACACAGAAGCUGAACAUCCCCUCGACGCCUGCGGGCCUAAGGGCCUCUCCGUCCGCUCACCCGGCUUUUCUUUCGACAAAUGGAAUUUACACGUGCCAGAUUGGGAAACUGAAUAACUGGGCUAGCGCGGCUUUCCUUAGCGCGAACUCUCUGAUGGGUGUACGGUCGCUAUUGGGAGUAAGUCAAAGUAACCACUACUUAAACCACAACCCAGUGACAGGCCCCGAGAAGAAAACACCGACUGUCACUGGACAGCCGUGCGUAAAUGCUGACAGCGAGAACUCCUCCGACAGCUUUAGUCCCCUACAUAACGAUCAAGAAAAUGUCAAGAGAAAUGAAUCUCCCACGCUUGCGCUGAGGCCGCCAUUUCCAGUCAUCCAUGACAGGUCUCACCACGAAACAGCUCAGCGGGCUUUGAAGACUAUUUCCUGAAGAUGGAAAUCGUCAAGAAUUUACCUAAAUUAUUAAAUGAAACGAACGUGUAUCAGAUAAAAACCAUCGAACACACCAAAAAGUAUUUUAUAGGCUAUGUCUUAAUAAAUCCCAACGUUGUAACUACUUUUCAUUUUACAUUUAUUCUAAAUUCAGCAUGUUUGUGUUUAUCCUGUGACUCGUUUUCAUCACUUUUACAAACUUAAUCCGAUUAUUCGUCAAAGGCCAAUUUGUGUAAAUGAUAUAUUUUUGUGUAAU